Molecule: messenger RNA, 3365 nt
Organism: Seriola aureovittata
Lineage: Eukaryota; Metazoa; Chordata; Actinopteri; Carangiformes; Carangidae
Gene: dnajc5gb
Product: DnaJ (Hsp40) homolog, subfamily C, member 5 gamma b
Exons: 6
Coding region: 178-810 (210 amino acids)
Source: RefSeq, a predicted model, not a curated record
UGCAGCCGGUGUCGUCUGCGCUUUUCCUCCGGUCGUGAGGGAAAGUUUUAACAGAAGAAACCGUGGAGCGGCUUCACUUCAUGGAUUAAACUUUAAAACAAUCACAGGACAACUUCCGGACUCUAUGAUUCGACCAAAAACAUCGACAUUUAUUCAUCCAGCACUAAAUUCAGAAACAUGGAGGAUCCAGACAGACCUCAGAGGAAAAUGUCAACAGCAGGAGACAGUUUGUACAAAGUCCUGGGCCUGGAGAAAGGAGCAUCUGCAGAGGAGAUAAAGAAGGCGUACAGGAAAUUGGCGCUGAGGCAUCAUCCUGAUAAGAACCCAGAAAACCCAGAGGCUGCUGAGAGAUUCAAGGAGAUCAACAACGCCAACUCCAUUCUCAAUGACGAGAACAAACGGAAGAUCUACGACGAGUAUGGCUCCAUGGGCCUCUACGUGGCCGAGCAGUUUGGCGACGAGAGCGUUAAAUACCACUUCCUCAUGACUAAGUGUUGGUUCAAGGCACUUGUGGUGUGCUGCAGUGUUUUCACCUGCUGCUGCUGUUUCUGCUGCUGCUGUUUCUGCUGCGGGAAGUGCAAAUCGCCAGAAGACGGGGAGGAUUUUGCCUACAUGGACCCUGAGGACCUGGAGGCAGAGAUCAGAGAGCAGGAUGCAGCAGGAGAUCAUGUCAUAAUUAUUCAGCCGAGCCCUAGUGCUGCCAGUGACAAACCAGGUGAGAGCACACCAAUUGUGAUUCAGCCUCAAACGACUUACGACACCUCGGGGCCCGGAGCCGCCCAGCUGGACCAGUCCACCUGUAAGGAAUGAACACCUGAAUGAAUGACUGAGUGAGUCGAGUCGUGACAGUGCUGAGAGCUUCAGAUUCUUGACUGUCAUAAAACCAGGUCAUGGCUGAUGAUGAAUUUAAACACGGUGUCUGUGUGUUUGAAUCAUCACAGAGGCGUUUUUGUUUACAUGAAUUUGAUUGUGCCAUAGUUCUUUUUUUUUUUUUUUUCCUUUUUAAAUACCAGUGGGUUUGUCUUUGAUCCAGUGUCAUAUUUAUUUUUUUAAACAUUUUAUUUUUGAAUAUUGGGCAGUAUCUGUGCUGGAGUGACAAAUGACAAAUUGAUGCUGAUCAAAGCUCUGGAAAAACAGUUUUUCAUGUGCACUUUAAAAUCAUAAGUUUUGUAUUUAAAAUCCUAAAGCUGCCACAUUUGUCUGAGAACAUUCAGGCUCACGGGUCAGAAAUGUUUUAAUGUUUUCUUUUUUUUUGUUUGUUUUUUAAAAAGGCCAAUUCAUGUUUCUCAGAUUGUUAGAGGAAAACCACUUGGAGAUUUACGAGGUGUUCAGUCAGACUGCACAUAGAUGUGUAUUGUAGAAACAAGAAAAAUGGCUUACGAGUUGCGUAUUCGCCCGACAGUCUGUACAUCGCCCAGUGAGAAUUAAUAAUUUAAUGCUCACAGGACUUUGAGGAAUAAUUCUACAUUUUGUGAGACUUUCUUCUUUAGAGUUAAAGAGAGUAUCGACACCUCUCUCCACGUUUGUUCAUUAUGCUGAAUUCAUGUUGUAUGCAACUGAUGGUAGAGACGGGAAAGAAUCCCAAUGUUGACGACUUUUGAGUCUUCGCAUCAUCGGGUGUAUGACCGCAGAGUCGGCUGUGCGAGGAUAAAAAAUACUGUAUUCGUUAAAGUUGGAUUUAAUUGCCAGGAACAAAAGACUUUGGUUUUGUAUUUGUUCAUGAAACAGACUAUGUGGACAAGGUUUAGUUAGAAGAGGGAUUUAAAUCAGAUUCUGCAGAAUUGAUUGGAUCACUAAAGAGUGGGCGUGGCUUAGUGACAACAGCGUGAUAUGGAGCUGCAGGACCGUUCUCCAAAAAUGCAGUUUUAUAUUAUCACCAUUUAAGGCCAGUUUCAUGGUUCCAGCUUUCCCUCGGAGGGGCGUGGCCUGUUCAUACUGCGGUCAGGGCGGUCCUGCGUACAUGGACACAUUCCACAUGACAACACAUGGCUCCUUUGUUCGUUUCAUUUGGCAGAGCAACAUGAAAAAGUCAAUAAAAAGUUAAUAGCUUAACAAGAAUGGGACCCAGGAUAAAAAUGAACAACACAUACACACAGUGCAUGAAUUGACCGUCCAAGUUUAUGAUGAAAUUUAGACCUUAGCAGACGUGGAAACCGUGAACUGGGUUUUAGCUAGUUGCUGCAAAUCACAUUUGAUUAGAUACAUUUCUGUCACUGCAAAGGAUAGUGAACAGUUUAGACAUAAAAGUACUCAAAAAGGGUUUUUCUGACUCAUGUAACAGGAGAUACAUGAAUCAUCAGCACAGACAGAGGAUUGGAAAUGGUUUGACUUGAACAGAACUUAGUAGUUGGAAACUGGUACUUACAAAUAACUCAUUAGGUAUAUAGCUGGUGCCGGGAGGUGAUUAGCCUAGCUUAGCAUAAAGAAAGGAAGCAGGGGGGAAACAGCUAGCCUGGCUCUGUCCAUAUAUCAAAACCAAACCUCUAACGCCAACUUUCAGGAGUCUUGCUGUCACAAAAAGGUUUGCAACCUGGGUUAUAGUUGGAGAUGCUCUGUACAGAAGUAUGCUUUAUGCUAAGCUAGGCUAAUCAGCUCCAGGCCCUGGCCUCAAGUUCACCGGACAGACACGAGAGUGAUAUCGAUCUUCUCAUCAGAUGCUUGCAGAAAUUAAGCGCACUCUCCAAAAUGUGGAACUAUUCCUUUUAAGAGAGCGAGUCACGGUUCUGUUGGUUAGUUUGCUGUAUCUGCACAUUUAGUGACCUCAAGGAGAAAAACACAAGGGGGUGGGGGUAAUUUAACAGGUUCUGAUGAGAGCUGCACAAAUUGUAAUUUUUUCUACACUAAAGCCGGCACUGUUUGAUUUCUUUUUUUUUUUGUUCUGUUUGACCUGAUGUCAUGAGAAUGUUUUUCUCUGUGGUGUGUGAGAUGACUUAUUGCUUGUAGGUAUGGUCAGAUUGCCUCAUAAUGUUAAAUACAGGAUUCAUGUCUUUAUGUAACUUCAGAAAUAUAUUUUUGAUUGGAAGUCUUGUAUUAUAUUUUACAUUUCUGUUGGGUUUAGCUUCAUUGGGUUGAAUUUAUACGAAUCUGAAUCUAAUGGUAUUUGUUAUGUUUUUCUUUGGCAUCAAGAAUCACAUAGUCAGACAAUAUAUUUAAUUAAUUGACAAACGUGCCUAAUAACAUUCACAUGGGAUAAAGUGUGUUUUCAAAAGUUAGUUUUAUUAAUUUUGUGAUCAAAGUUUUAAAAGAAAAUGUGUGUAUUUUGUUUUAUCAUCUCAACAUUCCCGGGUAUUUUACUGUUCUUUCAACUUUUACAUUCUUGUUUGUGUAAAAUUGAUGUUUUAAAUAAACUUGGGUGAAACUGCAAA